GCAGGCACGCCGGUCCAUAGCGCCACGCGGAGAGACUACAACGCGUGGAGCCUCCGGCCCGAGCCGUCAUUCGACAACAUGAGCGGCUACUUGCAGGACCUCGAUGAGCGCCAACAAACUGUGCUGGAACGGUUCCGCGACGCGGUGGCAGACGUACGGAGGCCGGAGCACACAGACGCCAACCUACUGAGAUGGCUGAGAGCGCGCGAUUUCGACCUGGACCGGGCGGAGCAAAUGUAUCGACAGCACCUGCGAUGGCGCCAACAGAACCACGUGGAUACACUCCUGACGGACUACGAGGCGUCCAAGGUGAUCCGCGAUCACUUUCCGGGCGGCAUCCUGGACUGCAGUAAGAAGGGAAACCCCGUCUGGCUGGUAAAUAUCGGCAGCGUGGACAUAAAGGGUUUUCUUCAGGUCCAACCUCCGACGGAAAUUCACCGCCACUGCAUGUACCUGCUCGAACUGCAGGAGAAGAUCAAGAAGGACUCCUCUCGCAAGUUGGGAAAGGAGAUCGAGACCCAGUACGUGAUCAUGGACUACGAGGGCUUUUCAGUACGACAGCUCUACUCCUGGCAAGUGCUCAACCUUCUGACUGAUUUGCUCAAGAUGUACGAAGCAAACUUUCCGGAGUCCCUUGAAAAGGCAUUCGUCAUCAAUGUACCCAGUUUCUUCCCGAUACUGUGGAAAAUAAUGCGGCCGCUUUUGACGCAGAGGACGGUGGACAAGAUUGGCAUCUACGGAAAAGACGGUUGGAAGGCCGCCAUGGCCGAGUUCAUGGAUUUGUCCAAGCUGCCGGCCCACUGGGGAGGCACCCUGACGGGACCAGACGGCGACCCGCGCUGCCCGCACUUGGUGUGUCCUGGCGGCGAGGUUCCGGACGAGUACCGCGACGAGCUGGCCUCCAAGAAGAUCUACGGCCGCGAUGGCGUGCCGCACUUCACCGUGGAGCGGCGCGGUCGCUUCGAGAUGCCGUUCACCGUGGAGCAGCCCGGCAGCCGGAUCCGGUGGACCUUCCAGACGGCCAAGGGAGACCUCGGCUUCGGAGUUCGCUACCAGCCUCCUUCCACCGGCGGAGAAGGCGUGGAGGAGCAGAUGCUCGAGGUGCACCGGGUGCCCUCCUGCAGUCUCGUGCCAGAGCACGGAUCUCACGUCUGUACGAAGCGCGGAACGUACGUGUUGCAGUUCGACAAUUCUUUCAGCUGGAUGAGCAGCAAGGACGUGGCGUACGAGAUAGAGAUCGUGCCGCCACCGCACCCUGCCAGCUGAUCUGGGAACUGAUGGGCCUGCUGAAGAGCGCAGAAACACAGAGAGCCUAUUUUUGUACAAGUAUACAGCGAUAAAUCGUAAUCUCGGCCAUGCAUUGUUCAGCCACUGGAUGCAUGACCACAAGGUGUAAA
Molecule: messenger RNA, 1397 nt
Organism: Rhipicephalus microplus (southern cattle tick)
Lineage: Eukaryota; Metazoa; Arthropoda; Arachnida; Ixodida; Ixodidae
Product: SEC14-like protein 2
Cellular component (GO): cytoplasm
Source: RefSeq, a predicted model, not a curated record